Zingiber officinale is the source of this 1718-nucleotide messenger RNA. Its product is annotated as leucine-rich repeat protein 2-like. NCBI's taxonomy places the organism in Eukaryota, Viridiplantae, Streptophyta, Magnoliopsida, Zingiberales, Zingiberaceae. Gene Ontology annotation, molecular function: protein binding. The coding region runs from base 739 to 1464 and encodes 241 amino acids. The record is from RefSeq and is a predicted model, not a curated record. The transcript has 8 exons.
UAGGCCCAUGAUCCGCCACCAUGCCCAUCCCAUUCUAACGCUCAAUUUCCACUGCCAGUCGACGCCGACGCCCCACAAUCGGCGCCUAUGGAUGAGGGCAAGGAUAAUCGUUUCAUUGUUUGGAAUGAGGGGCUGGUGGAGGUGGUAGGUGGUGAGGUCUCUGCUGAUCGGCCCAAGGCGAUUCGGCUUUUCUAAUUAGCUGACGCAGGCACGCCAUAGUCGCCGAUGUUGGUCUUUACGAGGCGGCGUAGGACUUGCCCAGGGCGGUCGGUUUAGUGAGUAGGUAAAGCCUCACUGUGCCAUUUUUGGUCGAUCAGUUUCUGGCAAUAUUAGUAAUUCGAAUGGUUGAUGUACAUGAUGCACAAGAUUUGACUUCUGCUGAGACCUGCUGAUUCACUUAAGAUUUGUUUGAAGAAGCUUUGGUAAAUCGGUACAUAUUUGAUUAGUCUAUCCACAAAUGAUUCUAGAAGAGCUUAAUAUUCAACGGACGACUAGAAAAAUUGCCCAUGAAACUCAGACUCAGUAAACAAGAUUAUAUUAUCCAAUUUAAUAUAGCGAUGACUUCAAAGUAAGAGUUUUGACUAAUUCAUUGGAGGGACUAAAAGUCUGAAGCCUUGUUCUUCGGCUUAAAAGUAUAUAAACAGCAAGCGAGAAACUUCUUACAAACUCUUGUUUCAGAGAGAAAGAUAGAGAGGAAGAAUCAUAUUGCAGUUUUGACUUGUGGAUUAAUCUUCUACAAUGAAGGCAUGGCAAUUAGCUUCUCUGUGUAUCCUUAUCAUUGCCGCAAGAAUGGUGAAUUCCAACCUUGAAGGUGAUAUUCUUAUUGCCCAGAGAAGUGCUUGGAAUGAUCCACAUAAUGUCCUGCAAACCUGGGAUCCAACUCUGGUGAAUCCCUGCACUUGGCUUCAUGUCACUUGUAACAACGAAAACUCUGUUAUACGACUGGAUUUGGGUAAUGCUUCAUUAUCAGGUCCUCUCAGUCCUCGUUUGGGAGGACUAGCAAAUCUUCAAUACUUAGAGUUAUAUGCAAAUUUCAUAACUGGAGCCAUACCAACUGAACUGGGGAACUUGACAAAGUUGGUGAGCUUGGAUUUGUAUUUGAAUCGACUGACUGGCUCAAUCCCUUCUUCUCUUGGCAACAUCCAGUCCUUGGUUUUCUUGAGGUUGCAUUCAAAUAACCUAAAUGGUGGAAUACCACCUACGCUAGGGAACUUGAUAAAGCUGGCGAUAUUGGAUUUCUCCAGCAAUGCAUUGAGUGGCUCAAUCCCUUCUUCUCUUGGCAACAUUGAGUCCUUAGUGAACUUGCGGCUUAAUGGAAAUAAUCUUUCUGGAGUAAUACCAGAACAAGUGCUUGAUCUCAUUGUCACUGGCAACCUAACUGAGAUAAAUGUUUCAGACAAUUAUAUGAAUGGGACAACUAGGAAUUCUGGGAAAAGAGUUACUACCAUCAUUCAAGAUGCAUAAGCUUCCGGCUGUUUUAAAUUCAGUGCUGCACAAGAAAUAAAGAAACAAUCUACACCAAGCAUUAUUUACUUGUCAUUCUAGUUUGGGGAUGAUUGAUUCUCCUUGAAAACUGUAAUUUUGUGCUAUCACUUUCAUUCUUGUUCUUGAAGAUGCAGACUUUUCCUGUAAGACCAUUAUGGAUUUUCUGCCAAAAUAAAACACUUCUUUUGGUUGGCUUAACUUGAGGAGAAUAGAAAAAAAAAGUUAUUUGUUUG